AUCCUGUUCGGAGUGAAGAGGGUCAUUGCCGACUAGUACCCAAUGAAUUCAACCACUGCCUUUGUCAUACAGUAGGCUGAACAUAUGUAGUAAUGAAGGACAUUUUCCAGUGAGAGCUUCUUCAGUACAAAUCGGAGUCGUGAUGCUGACCAAAAUUCGUGUUUUAAUUUUGGUUCUGCUCAGCUUGCUGAGAGCAUUCGCCAAGACAGAGAUGAAGAGGGUAGUGGGUGACAAUGCCACACUACCUUGCUACCAUAAGCUCUGGCAGGCCAACCCUGCAACAAUUGAUAUUGAGUGGCUCUUGGUGAAGCCCAACUUUAAACAGACUGUGGUGAUCACAUAUUUUGCAGGCCAGGUGUUUGACCCCAAUGAGAAUGAAGUGAGUCGUACAUCUUUCGUAGCAGACUACCUUAGAGGUGACGCCUCACUUCUGAUCAGUGACCUGUCACUGUCUGAUACGGGGGAAUAUACUUGCAAGGUGAAGAAUGGGGGGAAGUAUCACUGGAGCACGGUCAACCUCCUCGUGCUUGUGAAGCCGUCAAAGCCCCAAUGCUGGACGGAGGGCCAAAUUCUAGAGGGCAAUGAUGUGACAAUGAGCUGUAAAUCCACAGAAGGUUCUGAUCCCAUUCGGUACAACUGGGAGAGAGUGGUGGACGAAGAGAAAUAUGUAGGAAAGCUACCUUCAUUGGCAAAAAAAGAUUUGAAAACUCCUGAGAUUCUGACCUUGAGAAACGUGACCAAGGACAGCGCUGGGUGGUACAAAUGUACGGCUAGCAAUGAUGCUGGAGAGGAGAGCUGCAUUGUGGAGGUCAAGUUGCACUAUGUCCGGGGUAUAGGGGUGUUGGCUGGUGCACUGGUGGGAGUAUCUUUUGGGCUCCUUCUCCUCUUUCUCAUUGUCUGGACUGUCCUCUGUACUAAAGAAAAGAAAUAUGAGGAAGAGGAGACUCCUAACGAAAUCAGAGAGGAUGCUGAAGCUCCCAAGGUGAAGCUUGUGAAGCCAAACUCUCUUUCAUCAUUCCAUUCUGGCAGCACUCACUCCGGGACGUCUUCUACGCAGUCUAUUGUGCACCACAGUGGCCUCGUGUCACCGCCGCUCGUGGUUGAACAGGCAGCCAACUUCCCCCAGCAUCCUCCUGGCUAUGGCCAAGUGGUCCUUAGAAUUCCAGAGCCAAGCUCUCCAACGAUGUACUCAGCCAACCUGGUCAGAAUGGGUGGUAUGCCUGUCAUGAUCCCUGCUCAAACACAGGCCGUCCAAACGGCAUAGAAGUUCAGGCUAAAAAAAUAUAAUAAUAGACAUCCAGCAACAUCAAGAUAAAUAAACAGUACGACUUGCUAGAGACUGAACUAACGGAACUCAGUCAGCUAAAAUAACUCUUGGUUGAUUGACAGUGUUUUACCCGUGGCACGGGGACAUUUUUUGUCAGGGUUUUGAUGGACAUGAUGUGUAAAGUCAGUUGGAAUCUCCAAACAUGUUUUUGAUUCUUAAAAUGCUGCGGCAGCGCAAACAAGGCAAGCUGCAUCACGGGCUAUGCUAGAGUUGCUAUGUUACGGGCUAUGCUACAGUUGCUAUGUUACGGGCUAUGCUACAGUUGCUAUGUGACACUAGUUCCAAACAAACAAACGUUGCUUCACUGUCUAUAUGUCUACAGUCCUUCCUUACACCCGGGCAAACAAGGAAGCCAUGAGGAAAAUCUUUCUUUCGAUCAUGUGACCCAAAGGCCAUAAUAAUACCAGAACACCUGACAGGGAAAGAGAUAUAAUGGAUAAUAAUACAAAUACAAUAAUAAAAAAGAUGGAGAUGGAAAAUAUGUUCACUCAGAUGGGUACACCUUGGCACUACAGUAGUUUGGUUGGUUUCCUCUCUCUUUUAAUAUGUGUUGCCCAACCCUUUUCCUAAGGAUGUCUCAUUUGAUUGGUUUGCUUUAUUGACUAAUUAAGCACCCAAAUGUGUUUCACCGAAUCUGUUACCUACUUGACUUUAACAAUGCAGCUCGGGGUUCACUUACUUUUGCACAUACACUAAUUCCAUGUUUCAUGUAGUUUUUUGGCUACUCACACAAUUCCCUCUAAACAAGUACAUGCAAUUGAUAAACAUAAAGCUGACAUUUCAUAUAUGGAAAACUGGUGAUGAUAAAAUAGAAAAAUCAUGGUAAAGCAACAGAAAACUCAAACUGCUCAAGGGGUUCACAUACUUUCAAGCAGCACUGUAUGUAAAUGUACACAAAUGUUUAAUUCCAGUUUUUCUAUUUCUGUUGUCAUGAGAAAUAAAGAAAGUAGAUGAAUGUGUUGAUAUUUAUCAAAAAUUAAAACAAUUAGGCCCAUGUUUUACGAUAAUCAAUCCACUAGCAGUAAUAGUGCAAUUGAACAUUGUUGUCUGUUGUAUGUAUGACCUUAAACUUGAUAUACUUCCAGUUAAUUUUACAUGAAGUCACUUGAUAUGUUCAUACCAGUUGUCGUGGUAUUAUUUAAUUGUUUCCUACAUUUCUAAAUACUAAAAUAUGUCUGGGAUUUGACCCCGGUAAUUCUUUGGGUGUUUCAUUAUUAUGUCAUUGAUUGAUACGUCAUAUGUACAUAUCUGCAUCACAGGAUUUGUUCAAUAAGAAUAAGCCUGACGGAUAUUCCCGAAGACAUCAGAGGCAAAAAAUGUUAAGG
Clupea harengus (Atlantic herring) is the source of this 2652-nucleotide messenger RNA. It is a transcript of the gene clmpa, whose product is annotated as CXADR like cell adhesion molecule a. NCBI's taxonomy places the organism in Eukaryota, Metazoa, Chordata, Actinopteri, Clupeiformes, Clupeidae. The record is from RefSeq and is a predicted model, not a curated record. Gene Ontology annotation, cellular component: cytoplasmic microtubule; cell surface; membrane.